AUGCUCGGAGACGAAUUCGGAACAGCUUCCAACAUCAAAAGCCGCGUAAAUCGUCAAUCCGUUUUAGGCGCAAUCACCUCCGCCCAGCAACGCCUCAAACUCUACAACAAAGUUCCUCCAAACGGCCUCGUUCUCUACACCGGAACCAUCGUCACCGACGACGGAAAAGAAAAAAAAGUCACCAUCGAUUUCGAACCCUUCCGCCCUAUCAACGCUUCCUUAUAUCUCUGCGAUAACAAAUUCCACACCGAAGCCCUAAACGAACUUCUAGAAUCCGAUGACAAAUUCGGAUUCAUCGUCAUGGAUGGAAACGGAACACUCUUCGGGACUUUAAGCGGGAAUACACGCGAAGUGCUCCACAAAUUCAGCGUCGAUUUACCCAAAAAACACGGGAGAGGAGGUCAAUCGGCGUUGAGAUUCGCUCGAUUACGAAUGGAGAAACGACAUAACUAUGUGAGGAAAACUGCUGAGCUGGCGACGCAGUUUUAUAUAAAUCCUUCGACUAGUCAACCGAAUGUUUCCGGGCUGAUACUUGCGGGAUCCGCGGACUUCAAAACGGAGCUUAGUCAAUCGGAUAUGUUUGACCCGCGGCUUCAAGCAAAGAUAUUGAAUGUUGUGGAUGUUUCUUAUGGAGGCGAAAACGGGUUCAAUCAAGCGAUUGAGUUGUCUGCUGAGAUUCUUGCGAAUGUUAAGUUUAUUCAGGAGAAACGGUUGAUUGGGAAGUAUUUUGAGGAGAUUAGUCAGGAUACUGGGAAGUAUGUGUUUGGGGUGGAUGAUACUUUGAAGACCCUUGAGAUGGGUGCUGUUGAUAUUCUCAUCGUUUGGGAGAAUCUUGAUAUCAACAGGUAUACUCUCAAGAAUACCACAACAGGUGAAGUAAUGAUAAAGCAUUUCAACAAAGAGCAGGAGAGUAAUCAAAAAAACUUCCGUGAUGCAACCACGAAUGUCGAAUUAGAAGUUCAAGACAAGAUGUCUUUACUCGAGUGGUUUGCUAAUGAAUAUAGAAAAUUCGGUUGCACACUUGAAUUUGGGAACCCUGUAACGCACCUGCACCGGGCGCGAGUUCUCGCAUGUGUUGACAUUCUUCUUGUUCACGGAACUCGCAUUGAGCUGUUGGAGAAAAGUUACGUAAUGGAAGAGGUGCUGACCCGGAUCCGGAUCCUGAUCCUGAUCCCAUUUGUCUCUGUGGAACCGCUAAAACUUAUUGGAGCUGGAAACGAAUUACAAAGCGUGAGGAUUGAGGAUAAAUCUGUGCAUCACCUUUUCAUGGGUAUCUGAAAGCUGUCUUUAUUUUACUUAUAAAAAGAAGCCUUGACUUCUUAAUGCCUUUGGCUAUAAUAAUUGUCAUCUGAGAGUAUAUGAUGAUAUGAUAUUCGAUAAUAAAUAAAUUCGCUAC
Molecule: messenger RNA, 1396 nt
Organism: Lactuca virosa
Lineage: Eukaryota; Viridiplantae; Streptophyta; Magnoliopsida; Asterales; Asteraceae
Source: the annotation of a GenBank genome assembly